This is a messenger RNA of Closterium sp. Naga37s-1, 744 nucleotides long. The record is from the annotation of a GenBank genome assembly. NCBI's taxonomy places the organism in Eukaryota, Viridiplantae, Streptophyta, Zygnematophyceae, Desmidiales, Closteriaceae.
AUGAAUGAAGGCUGGGGAGCGUUUGGCGCAUCACAGGCCAAGCGGGUGGUUGAAGGUUGUAGCAACGGAGGGAAAGGGGAUGGAGGAGGCGGCGCGGCCGAGGUGGAAGGGGACAGUGUAGCAGCAGCUGGAACACAGGUUGCAGCAGCAAGAGGAGCGCUGGUCGUAACGGGUGCAGAGGAUGUGAGAGGAGCACAGGAUGUAGCAAGAGCGCAUGGUGAUGCAGCAAGUGCUCGUGGUGAUGUAGCAGGAGCGAAUGAUGCUGCAGCUGAUGAGUGGCUCAAAGGAGGAGUGAAGGAUACAGCAGGAAGGGGAAGUGCAGCAGGAGCAGGAGCACAGGUUGUAGCAGCAGCAGAACAGGUGCACGCUGUGGCAGGCGCGCAGGCUGUAGCAGAUGCGCAGACUGCAGCAGAAAAUGAUGCAGGAACGGGGGUCCAGGCUGUAGCAGCAGGAGCAGGUGAAACCAGAGCGAGGGUUGGACCGGAAGGGCAGGUCACAACAGCAGGGCUGGGGGAAAUGGAGCGAAAGGGCCGGCUUGCAGAAGCAUCGAGGGAUGGCGGUGGGUGGUUGUGCGAGCCGUGGUAUACUGUCCUCACCACCACACGCAUCUCAGUCCUUGGCAUCUCCACACUGUCAGUCUCCUCAUCAGCAGCUGCAACCCCCUCUCUGGAAUUCAAUGUUCUGGUACUAGCAGAGCCGCCUCUGAAUGUGGCCUUUGAGGUGGUUGUGGUCCCAACGCCUUGA